This is a messenger RNA of Aspergillus novofumigatus IBT 16806, 1234 nucleotides long. RefSeq names its product ADP-ribosylation factor family protein. NCBI's taxonomy places the organism in Eukaryota, Fungi, Ascomycota, Eurotiomycetes, Eurotiales, Aspergillaceae. Gene Ontology annotation, cellular component: Golgi apparatus. The transcript has 3 exons. Gene Ontology annotation, molecular function: GTPase activity; GTP binding. Gene Ontology annotation, biological process: intracellular protein transport; protein localization to organelle; Golgi to plasma membrane protein transport. The coding region runs from base 277 to 1026 and encodes 249 amino acids. The record is from RefSeq and is a predicted model, not a curated record.
CAGCGUGAAGUCAUCAUGAGAUUCGCUGGCCGAAUUCGGGAUCCGCUUGCGGGGUUUUGUUUCUAGAUGCGGCGUCCUGGAUCCUGGGGAUCGUCGCCCGGGAGUUGGAGGGACGAACGAUGGAAGAUUCGAAGACAUUCAGGAAGUCGGGGUCGAAAGUCUCUGCGCUGCCAUGAUUGUCUCACCAAGGGCUUGGCUACCUUUUUCUUGAUUGGAAAUUAGAGGCUUGCGUUCCCCAGAGCUGGACCGGCCUCCAUAGGGCGUCCGACCGCAACUAUGUAUCAUCUGGCCAAGUCUCUAUACCUCUACGCUACCAGCAAAGAGGAAUACUCCGUCCUGCUCCUGGGAUUAGACAACGCGGGGAAAACUACGCUCCUAUCGCAAAUCAAGGCCCUCUAUCUACCCCGUCCCGAUGGCGCCGCUGCUCCCAACCCAGGCAAAACCGUGCCUACCGUCGGCCAGAAUGUCGCCACGAUCCCACUACCGGACAUGUACCUGAAGAUCUGGGAUGUGGGUGGUCAAAUCUCGAUGCGAAAUCUAUGGCAGAGCUACUACUCUAGUUGUCACGCCAUCAUCUUCGUCGUUGAUAGUACGGACGUAGGACAAGAUCCAGACAUCACCCGUCUACCGUCGAAUCGGAAACCAGGUUCGCUGUCGGGCCCAUCCGCGCCCGGAGGAGACACUGUUACCGAAGAAAUGGCAGGGAUCAAUGCGCCGGGAAGCGAGUUUGGACGUCUGGACGAGUGUCGCCAGGUACUGGAAUCGGUGUUGCAACACUCCGAUGUGGCUGGAGUCCCUAUUCUAGUGCUAGCAAACAAGCAAGAUCGGGAAGACUGCGUUGAAGUUGUCCGCAUCAAAGAAGGGCUUGUGCGCAAGGUCUUUGAGGGUGAAUCCGGGGGCGGAGUCCGCGAUAGCCGCGUGUUGCCUGUCAGUGCCUUGAUGGGUACAGGGGUUCGGGAAGCAGUCGAAUGGAUCCAAAGUCGAGUCAAGUGGAAUAAGGAGGGACGACCUCCCAUUAUGAAAUGAGGCUCGUGAUAGCAUGCUGGUGUGAUUGCAGGGCGCUGCUGGAUGCCACUUGGAUGCCAGCUUGGUCAGGACCAGCUCCUCUCGGCAGCGGAAUGUUGAUACCCUUCUUUUUGGGUGAUUGAUUUUGUUUUGAUUUGGCGCUGGAGGACUUUGUUUAUACAAGAUACCUAGAUAGUUCUGUGCAUACAUUGAUUGCAUCAACCUUCCG